Ciona intestinalis (vase tunicate) is the source of this 904-nucleotide messenger RNA. The record is from RefSeq and is a predicted model, not a curated record. NCBI's taxonomy places the organism in Eukaryota, Metazoa, Chordata, Ascidiacea, Phlebobranchia, Cionidae.
UAUUUGUUUGCUGAGAUAAGCUAACGCCUGCUAUAUUGACUGAGCAAAAUAUACAAGCAUAUAACUGGCAUAGCAAUGGCAUCUAGUUGCGGAGCUUUUCACGAAGAAGCACUCAGGAGGCAGCGAGUUAUCGACAAAAAGAGAGUGGCCCUGCAGCGUUUAAAAGCCACGCAGGCGGAAGAAAUCAAGAUGGCGGAGGAGAGAGCGAAACAGGACGCUUGGAUGCGGGAGAUGAGACACAACGAAAAGAUGAAGGAACUUCAAGAUCAUCUUAAUGAUGUAAAAGGAAACGGGAAAAGAAAGAAACUCACGUUGGCUGGAUUUGGCGGAAAAUGAUUUCAUUUAAAUAUUUAUUAUUCUGUAUUUCGUGUUUAUGCAAUGCACAUGUCUAUUUAUAGUAGGUUGGGGUAAAAUGGGACAUGUUUUAACUAUACUUUUUUAUUCCAUUUAGUAGUAAAGAAAGAAUAUUUACAGAAUUAUAUAUACCCGUAUCUUUACGACUCUAUAAAAGAGUGAUUAUGAAAUAUGGGAUUUAGGCACUAACGGUAUCCAUUUUAUCUCACGGUGCUAUAGAUUUACAUAGACGUGUGUAUUAAUUAUCCUAAAUAUUAUUUCCCUGACGUGUCGCAUUGAAUCAUUAAUACGGAAUUAGCGCUUUUUACGCAAGGUAUAUGUUUACACUUUUUACGCAUUUUGUUAACUCUUUAGCGCCACACGACGGCAACAAAAUGUGAUGGGAAUUCCAGCUGAAAUUUUCAAACAGAUUCAAACCAAAGGAAAACAAUUGCGUAACAGUAACCUGGUAAUCGGCCAUCCUAAAGCGUUGUGGGAUGCCCGAUGAUGAAUGUGUUGACCGUUGUGUUUUUUUCGUAAUUUUAUAAUAAAAAGGUCAUAUUUUCACCCG